This is a messenger RNA of Protobothrops mucrosquamatus (brown spotted pit viper), 1587 nucleotides long. RefSeq names its product tweety family member 3 (gene TTYH3). Lineage: Eukaryota; Metazoa; Chordata; Lepidosauria; Squamata; Viperidae. Gene Ontology annotation, molecular function: volume-sensitive chloride channel activity; intracellularly calcium-gated chloride channel activity. The transcript is spliced from 14 exons. Gene Ontology annotation, cellular component: plasma membrane. The record is from RefSeq and is a predicted model, not a curated record. The coding region runs from base 1 to 1587 and encodes 528 amino acids.
AUGACUUUUGUGCUGCUUUUGGCUGAUUCUUUCUUCUGUUUCCGUUCUUCCCUCUGGUCUGAGUUGAAAAUCCUCAAAACUGCUUCUUUCAUUGGCUUUUUGGAUCUACUCCAAGAGAUUAGCUCACCUCUCCGUGCCUUGUUGCUGUUGGGAGCGGUCUCUUUGAUGUGCCUCGCUCUGGAUCUCCUGUUCCUCCUCUUUUACUCCUUCUGGCUGUGUUGUCACCAUCGGAAGAGUGAAGAACAACUGAAUGCGGAUUGUUGCUGUACGGCGUGGUGUGUCAUCAUUGCAACUCUAGUGUGCAGUGCUGGCAUAGCAGUGGGCUUCUACGGGAACGGGGAGACCAGUGAUGGCAUCCACCGGGUGACAUAUUCCCUACGACAUGCCAACCGCACAGUGGCCAGUGUCCAAGACCGGGUUUAUGACACCGCCAUUGCGCUAAACAAAACCGCAGAGCCCAAUUUAGGAGACCUGGAGAUCAUAUUCAGUAAGCAGACGCAGUAUCUGCACGUGGUUCAAAAGCUCCAGGGACUUUUGGAUGACCUGGUAAGACAAACCACAGAGAUUCCUUUCUGGAAGAACCACCAGGUUUCAUUAGAAGACUUGGCCAUUCGGAUUGACCUGUACGACUGGUACAGAUGGUUGGGCUAUCUGGGCCUGCUCAUGUUCCAUGUUGUGAUUUGUCUGCUGGUGCUAUUUGGACUAAUCAGAAACUCAAAGGCCAUUCUCAUUGGUGUGUGUCUUCUCGGGGUGCUGGCCCUAACGGUGAGCUGGGCGUCGCUGGGACUUGAGCUGGCGGUGGCUGUGGGUUCCAGCGACUUUUGCAUUAACCCCGAUGCUUACGUGUCCAGGACGGUGGAAGCCUACAGCGUGUUGAAUGCAGAUACGUUGAACUAUUACCUGGUCUGUGGUGCUGGCUACCCCAAUCCCUUUCAGCAGAAGCUGUCAGUGAGCCACAAAGCCCUGGUAGAAAUGCAGGAUGAUGUUCUGGAGCUCCUGAAGUUGGCCGUUAAGGAACAUCCUACCUCUAAGGAGCACCUGAUCCGAAUUCAAGAAGUGCUGAACGCCACAGAAGUCAACCUGCAGCAUCUGACCGCUUUGGUUGACUGUCGGAGUUUUCAUUUGGAUUAUGUCCAAGCUCUGACCGGCUUCUGUUAUGAUGGUGUAGAAGGACUGAUCUACCUGGUCCUCUUUUCCUUUGUCACGGCUCUGAUGUUCAGCUCUAUAGUGUGUAGUGUCCCACACACUUGGACGCAGAAGAGGAGCACCGAAGACGAUGGAGAGGAAGAAUCAGCUGCUCAAGGGAACCGGCAAACUCACGACAACUUGUACAGAGUCCACAUGCCGAGUCUCUACAGCUGUGGCAGCAGUUACGGCAGCGAAACCAGCAUCCCGGCAGCCGCGCAUACCGUCAGCAAUGCUCCCGUCACGGAGUACAUGACCCAGAAUACCAAUUUCCAGAAUCCCCGUUGUGAGAACACUCCUCUGAUCGGCCGGGAAUCUCCACCUCCUUCUUACACCUCCAGCAUGAGAGCCAAAUAUCUCGCCACCAAUCAGCCUCGCCCGGAUUCUGGCAGCGUGCACUGA